CCCACUGUCCGACUUGACCACAACAUCAACAUCAACAUUGUUUAUGAGGGAAGUAAUUUUCCUCCUCAAAUUUUUUGAAUCAAAAAACUCUAUAUCCAACUUCCUAUCUCUUAAUCAGCUUCUAUAGGAUGCAGUCUUUUGUUGAGACAGAARUCGAGAAGUUUUAUCGAACUACACAGCUACGUGAGCCUCCAAUAAAAAACCCGUUCAAACAUCGUUUGCAUCUGACAUGGAGCAAAAAAAUUGAGCUAUUUUUGGGUUUCUUGUUCAUAUUUCCCAUUCGUUUUCCCAUUUUUCUUAUUGUUUUUGUGUCUGUGCUUUUUUGGAGUCUGGUGAUAGCACAUGGUGCAGAUCGGUAUGACUAUAAAACACCUCUUCCAACCUGGAAAAGAAAGAUGAAGAAAGUCUUGCAGCUUCACACCAGAUUACUUCUUUAUAUCAGUGGCUUUCAUAAAGUGCGAAUAAAAGGAAAGUUAGCCUCGCCAGAGGAGGCUCCCAUCGUUGUGUUCGCUCCUCAUUCAUCAUUCAUGGAUACCUUGUUGUUGAGUGUAGUUGAAAUGGUACCUUCUGGGUUAUCGAAAAUAGAAAACCUGCAAAGCCCAAUUACUGCACCCCUGUUAAUGGCAAUAGAGUCAAUUGGUGUCAGAAGAGAGUGCCCUAAAUCAAGRGUGCAGUCUCUUGAAGAUGUCAAAUACAGAACACUGACAACAAGAGGACAGUGGCCUCAUCUGCUGAUCUGUCCUGAAGGUAAAAUACGUUUACUAAAUAGAGCAUUCAUACCUGGUUGUCCAGUCCAGCCAAUCUGUGUCAAAUACAUCAGUAAACCAGAUAUCUAUUCCUGGGUGUAUGAUGGACCAACUGGAUUGCACCUUUUCAUGAUGAUCAUGUGUCAGCUGUAUCAYGAAGCCGAGCUGGAGCUGUUGCCURUCAGGACACCAACACAAAAGGAGCUUGAGAACCCUAAGUUGUUUGCAGAUAAUGUGAGAGAAGAAAUGGCAAGAUGCCUUGGUGUCCCUACAACAGGGCACUCCUUUGAAGACUGCAUCCUGAUGAGUAAAGCAAGUGAACUGGGCCUACCUGAUGAUGUGGCUAUAGUUGAAUAUCAGAGCCUUUCGAAAACACUUGGGAUAAAUUUAGAUUACAUGAAAGACCAGCUUGAGACGUUUGCUGUGAUAGAUACUGAUAAAGAUGGUAUCAUUACACUUGAUGACUAUGCCAAGUACCAUGAUCUGCCAAUUUGUAGUCCACUUAAACUACUCUUCUCUGCAUUUGAUCCUCAAAACUCUGGUCAGGUGACAUUCCUUCAAUAUCUGAUUGGAAGUACUUGCUUGAAGAGAAUGGCAUCACAGGGAAAAUUGUACRACAACACAUUAAGGAUGUUGCACAAAUACAGCAAGCCUGGGAAGAAGAUGGCAUCAGUUAUCCAGCAGAAGAUAAUAGACUGUGCGCUGCAGUGUAUUGAUGAUAUGUUUGCUAACAAUAAUUAUGUCAUGAGCAGAAAUGAUGAACUGAAUGAAUUUCUUUCAUUUCAUUCUGAAUUUACUGUGCUACUUUCAUUGUUGGAGAACAUGGAUUCUAGUGAAGCUGCAUAAUARUGCUGUGGCCAUUAUUGGUAUACAACAAAUUGGAAAAAAACAUUGUUAGGUUGAAAAAGCUCAUCAAAGCAAAGAACGGGGUGUGUUCUGGGUAAACAGUUUUGCACCUCUCAACAUUGAUUCAAGUUACCAAACAAAGUAUUUUGUCACUCUUGAAUGUGUCAGUAUGCAAACACUCAAUGCACAGGAAUAUCAACUAACCUAGAAUACCGUCUCAAUUAGCUUCACUUUUCAACCCAACGGUUUUUUAAUUUAYUGUAUGUCAGUGCAUUUAACUAAAGGUCCUAAUCACAAUUACCUCAACCUUCACAAGUCAGGCCCAAUCAAAAAAUUAAUGGAAACAAAUUGAAUUCAAAAAUAACUUUUUUAUGAUAUAUAUACGUGCAUGGUGGGCUGCAUUGAUUACAGCGCUUUUGUAAAUACUCCCUGUCCACCCAGCUCCCCAUUUCUUUUAUGAAAUUUUGCAAGAAUUAAGCCCCCCUCAAAUCUCAGCUCGGCAGCUUUUAUAUUGGCGUUUGUUUAGUUUUGAAUCUUUAGUGAGAUUUUUUUACUGAUUUCAUAACAGUUUCAAAGGCCCAGCAUGAUUAUAUAAAUUAGAUAUUGAAAUCGAAAUUUAAAUGGAAGUAUUGGAAAAUCAAUUUCUAUUUAGCAAUAACGUUUGCAUUGGGGUAGUACAGUUCAUUAGGAAAUUUAAUCUAGAAAUUUUGUUUGACAUAUGGUUUUCACUGGUUUAAUUUGGGUACACUUAACUCUUACUAGAUAUAAAGGCCCCAUCCACACGUAUCCGGAAAUUUUUGUAUCCGCAAAUUAUUUUUUGCAGAUAAGAAAAUGUUUGCGUCCACACGCAGCAUAUUCAAAUUGUUUUCACCGUCCACAGGUAUCCGUUUUCGUAAAAUUUGAGGAUAUGGACACAAAAAUUUGUAUCCAUAAAAAAAAAUUGUGGAUACAAAAAUUUGCGGAUACAUGUGGACGGGGCCCUAAUGUAUUUCGUUCAAAAAAAGAUAUGAAAAAUCCAGAUUAAUUUAUACCAUUUAUUGUAGAUAUACAAAUGAACUAUAAAGCAAUAUCUAACUAAUUAAAAGUAAAGCAGACUUUACAUCAUGAGUCUGAUAACUAUUUCUUAUACAAAUUGAUCUACGAAUUAAAAAGAUGUGCUUAAGGUGGCUGCCUACUUUUGAACGUUCGAUUUGAGCCCACGAUGUGCGCGCGCUCAAAAACCGGUGAAAAAUCUACAAGAUUUUAUUGAAGAACCAUACGCGUUUUGAGCUUCAACAGGGCAAA
Messenger RNA from Actinia tenebrosa (Australian red waratah sea anemone), 2876 nucleotides. RefSeq names its product lysophosphatidylcholine acyltransferase 2. Gene Ontology annotation, cellular component: endoplasmic reticulum. NCBI's taxonomy places the organism in Eukaryota, Metazoa, Cnidaria, Anthozoa, Actiniaria, Actiniidae. The record is from RefSeq and is a predicted model, not a curated record. Gene Ontology annotation, molecular function: lysophosphatidic acid acyltransferase activity.